This is a messenger RNA of Cornus florida, 843 nucleotides long. RefSeq names its product putative CCR4-associated factor 1 homolog 8. Gene Ontology annotation, cellular component: CCR4-NOT complex; CCR4-NOT core complex; P-body. Gene Ontology annotation, molecular function: poly(A)-specific ribonuclease activity; nucleic acid binding. The coding region runs from base 1 to 843 and encodes 280 amino acids. The transcript has a single exon. Lineage: Eukaryota; Viridiplantae; Streptophyta; Magnoliopsida; Cornales; Cornaceae. The record is from RefSeq and is a predicted model, not a curated record.
AUGUGGAUUAAAGAAGUCUGGCAAGGAAAUUUUUUACCAGAAGUAUGUGUUCUUGACAAGAUCAUGCAGCGCUAUUCGUUUGUGGCUAUGGAUACGGAGUUCACAGGUUUUUUGCAUGUACCGUCAAGAAAUGCAUCCGAAGAUGAGCACUACCAUGAUCUCAAGUAUAAUACCGAUCGUAUGAGGUUGACUCAAAUUGGGUUUACAUUGUUUGACGAUGAAGGAAAUAUAGGAGGUACCUGGCAGUUCAACUUUAGAAAGAGUCCGGGUGUCAGUUUUAAGAAGAAUCAGCGCGGAGGGUUGAAUUUGGAAGGAGUUGAUAUGAAUUUAUUUGCAACAACCUUCAGAAACUUGGUCAAAUCCCAUCAUGGUAUUAAGUGGAUCACAUUUCAUGGCUUGUAUGAUAUGGCUUACGUAGUCAAACUGGUAACUGGGAGUCCUUUGCCAGAUUCAUCCAUGGAAUUUAUUGAAAGCCUUGGUAAUAUAGUCGGCCGUGUCUAUGAUGUGAAGUAUAUCGCCAAGUAUUGUCGAGGGCUAUUAUGUGGAGAGAUGGGUUUGGAAAGAAUGGCGAAUAUGUUGGGAGUAUGCCGUUUAGGGAUUGCACAUCAAGCCGGUUCAGACGCCUUACUAACGGCUUGUGUCUAUUUGGAAAUGAAGGAAGUUUAUCAGUUGAUUGAGGAGAGAUUUGAAGGCUUCUUGUAUGGGGUCAGCACCAAGAUCGAGAAGAACUAUGAGCUAGUUACGAUUUGUUGUCCACCGCAAUAUCUCCAACAUCUUACGCGUUGCUCGCCAUUUAAUUCCAUUUGUGUAGGACUUGACCAAUUGUCUAUAUGUAAUAUAUGA